Messenger RNA from Neocloeon triangulifer, 949 nucleotides. It is a transcript of the gene snf, whose product is annotated as U1 small nuclear ribonucleoprotein A. The coding region runs from base 153 to 881 and encodes 242 amino acids. The record is from RefSeq and is a predicted model, not a curated record. The transcript is spliced from 6 exons. Gene Ontology annotation, molecular function: U1 snRNA binding. Lineage: Eukaryota; Metazoa; Arthropoda; Insecta; Ephemeroptera; Baetidae. Gene Ontology annotation, biological process: mRNA splicing, via spliceosome. Gene Ontology annotation, cellular component: U1 snRNP.
AUUUGCUAAUGCAUUUGAGCACCAUCUAGUGAGCGUUUAGCGAACUCGCAAGAACAGCCAUGACAAUCUUUUGUUGAUGUUGCUUGUUAUGGCUUGACUCCAUUCAUGUUGGAAUACGCCGAUAGACACUGGACUAAAUAAAUCACGCAGCCAUGGAGAGCAGACCUAACCACACAAUCUACAUCAACAACUUGAAUGAAAAAAUUAAAAAAGAAGAGUUGAAGAAGUCGCUUAAUGCCAUAUUUUCGCAAUUUGGGCCAAUCCACGACAUAAUUGCUUUGAAGACGCUGAAAAUGCGAGGCCAAGCGUUUGUAAUCUUCAAAGAAGUGAGCAGCGCCACAAACGCUCUCCGUUCAAUGCAGGGAUUCCCCUUCUACGACAAACCAAUGAGAAUUCAGUACUCGAAAACAGACUCGGACGUAAUUGCCAAAAUGAAAGGAAGCUUCGUCGAGCGGCCAAAGAAGCCCAGAAGAGAGACCGGGAGUGGCGAGCUCAGCAAAAAGGCCAAGAGAAAGGCGGCCAAGGAAAAUCUGGCCAAACAGCAGCAAAUGGCCGCGGCGGCGGCCAGCAUGAUGUCUCAGGGAAUACCAUUCAACCAACAAACCAUGCAAUUGUUGCACGCCGCUGCGGCUGUUGCGGAACAACCACCAAACCAGAUUUUGUUCCUCACAAACUUGCCCGACGAGACCAACGAGAUGAUGCUCUCAAUGCUGUUCAACCAGUUCCCUGGAUUCAAAGAAGUGCGUCUUGUUCCUGGCAGACACGACAUUGCCUUCGUGGAGUUUGAGAACGAGAUUCAGUCGUCGGCGGCCAAAGAGGCGCUCCAGGGCUUCAAAAUCACCCCCUCAAAUGCUAUGAAAAUUUCGUUUGCAAAGAAAUAAUAAGCUUAAUCUCCUUGAAUCUUUUUGUGCGAAUGGUUGUGCGAAUGAAUUUCGUUGUAAAAUCAAAU